AUGAAUGGCGUCAGUUCCUAUGAGCGUACGCUAUUAUUUGACGAUAUUAGUAUAGUCCAUUACUGUCGUGGCCGGCAGGAGAGGACGUUGAUGGACGAACGCGAAAACAUCAUAGACACGCACAUGCCGCCCAAUGGCGCAGACAACCUUUUACCAAAUGAACGUCUUAUUAGGAUCGAAAAAAUUGGCGCAGCAAAGUCUGAGAAAAAUGAGAAAGAAGAAGAGAUCAAUAAGGAUGGAGAUUCUGAAGGGAGGACGGAGUGUAACUGUCAGGAAAUGGGAUACGGUGCAGGCGACGCCGUGUUUGCAAGUUUCGUGGUAGCUCCUCUAGUUGUGGGUGUGUGGAGAAGUUCUUUAGGCCUUAUGGAUUACUACCCGAAGAUGUUCCCUAUCGCUGAAGUAUUCAUACUUGGGAUUUUGAUACAAUGUACCUUCUCUAUCGCUAAAACCCGUCUUUACUCCCGAUCGACAAACGCAUGGGGGGAAGGCAAAGCCGGCCGCUGGCUCAGGGAAAGAGUGAUAUCCCGUUUCUACACCUAUAUAUUCACCCUGGCCAAUGCUAUGCACUGGAGAGGAGGUUGGGGUCUGUUGGAUUUGCUGGUGGACACUGUAUUCCCGUACAAAAAAGAUCCUCAUAGGCCAGUAUUAAUUGCGAUUAUCUUGAUUGUCGGCUGCAUAGCGAUGAUGGUGCUUCGGUCAACAAGAAAUCUGAUGGCUGCACCGUACUUCGUGGUCACAGAUGGAAAGGAACCUACUUAUAUGUUUUCUACGAGGUUCAGCAAGGUAAGAUAG
Messenger RNA from Leptosia nina, 792 nucleotides. NCBI's taxonomy places the organism in Eukaryota, Metazoa, Arthropoda, Insecta, Lepidoptera, Pieridae. The record is from the annotation of a GenBank genome assembly.